AUGGAAAGCAUUACUCCAGAGACAACACAAGAGACUUUUAAACCAAUUUCCUCCCUUCUUCUUCCUUCCAAUUGUAAGAUCAUUUUGUUGGCAGAUGUGGAUGGAGAUGGAAUGCUGGAACUUGUAACAGGUCAUGCAGAUAGAGCUGUGUAUAUCCACAAGUUGCAUGUUGUGAAAGAGCAUCAUAAGCAGAGUGACAUCUGUGAUCAGCCAAGCACAGAAAAAGAAGACAAGAAAAAAAAGGUCAAGCCAUCAGUGUCUACCAACAGACAUGAUUUGGAUAAAAUUACCGAAAACAGCAUAGAGACAGCCCAAAAAUUGAAUGGAAAAGAUUUAAAGCAAGAAGGAACAAUUGCCAAGUUGUACCAUGUAGGAAACAAAGUGUCAGGAGAUGCAGUUCAAAAGCGAAACGUGUCUUUUAAGGUUGAGGAAGUCCAUCACUGGACAAUUCCAAGACAGAUUGGUUCCCUUGUAGUGUUUGACAUGGCAACAACCAGGUACCUUUUGGCCUCAUAUCCUGGGGGUUCUUAUAUCAUUUUGAACUCAUGGAAUUUGAGCAAACAACAGAAAGAUGGUGACCAGAUGUCAAGCUCAGCUUCCAAGUCCACUUUUAGACAAUUUCCCCAUGUCUGGGGAAGAAGUAAAGACAUUCCUUUAAAUUUACUCAGUCUAAAAUGUCGUGAUCCUGAUGCACCAGCUUCCUGCUUAGAGAAGCAUUUAGUGCUAUGUACUCAAGAUGGUCAGGUGACUCUACUUUAUGGAAGUAAGCUUCAGUGGUCACUUUGUAUCGAGCAAGGCUUCUACAAUCUCUUUGCUCUGUCAAAACUCGACAUUACUGGUGAUGGCAAUGAGGAAAUAGCUUUAUGCUCUUGGGAGGGAAACACUUAUAUAAUUGAUCGCCAUAAGAAUGUGGUACAGUUCAGCUUUGGUGAAAAUGUGAUGGGUUUCUGUGCAGGGAGUUAUGCUUUUUCACCAGGGAAGAACCUUCCUGCAUUGGUUUAUGUGACAUCUUCCAAUCGAGUGAUCAUCUAUUGGAAUGCAUGGCAGUCCUUAAUGGUUCCAACUUAUCUGAAUCCUUUAACUCCUAAGAUCUGAUUGUUAAUUCUCCCCUUUAGGUGCUACACAUUUUUUUGUAAUUAGUUCUGUGAAUUUGGUGUUAGAUUAAGAUAACA
Molecule: messenger RNA, 1172 nt
Organism: Pocillopora damicornis (cauliflower coral)
Lineage: Eukaryota; Metazoa; Cnidaria; Anthozoa; Scleractinia; Pocilloporidae
Product: KICSTOR complex protein ITFG2
Biological process (GO): regulation of TOR signaling
Cellular component (GO): KICSTOR complex
Source: RefSeq, a predicted model, not a curated record